Molecule: messenger RNA, 894 nt
Organism: Cyphomyrmex costatus
Lineage: Eukaryota; Metazoa; Arthropoda; Insecta; Hymenoptera; Formicidae
Gene: Ntmt
Product: N-terminal methyltransferase
Exons: 4
Coding region: 165-857 (230 amino acids)
Biological process (GO): N-terminal protein amino acid methylation
Cellular component (GO): cytoplasm
Molecular function (GO): N-terminal protein N-methyltransferase activity
Source: RefSeq, a predicted model, not a curated record
UUACUCUAUUCGAAAUCGCUGUUCCAAUUGAGUCAUGCACAACGCUACACUUUGUACAUUCCUGUGUACGUUUGUGUCAAGAUGUGUUGAGUAAUUGGAAAGCACCCCAUGUAAUUCUUCCACCAUGUCUGCAUCCCUAUCGCAGUGUACGAAAAUCAACCAAAAUGCAAGAGUCGCGGUAUAUCGCGAACGCGUGUCAGGAUGAAUUUUACACUGCUGCCGCAAAAUAUUGGGACCGCAUCCCGCCCACAGUGGAUGGGAUGCUAGGAGGCUUCGGGUUUAUCUCGCAGACUGAUAUAAAAGGCUCUACACUCUUCUUAAAAUCUCUUUUUGAGAUAGAAAAUCCACCUUCUAAAGCAUUUGCCUUAGAUUGCGGUGCUGGUAUUGGUAGAAUUACAAAGAACUUAUUACUAAAAUUUUUUAAACAUAUAGAUCUUGUUGAACAAAAUCCAAAAUUUCUAGAGGUAGCAAAGAUCUCCUUGGAAAACUGUUCGUCGAGAAUCGGCCAAUAUUAUUCUAUUGGAUUGCAAAACUUUUGUCCUACGCCAAAUAAAUAUGAUCUUAUAUGGUGUCAGUGGGUAUUAGGACACUUAGAAGAUAACGAUUUAAUAGAAUUUUUUAGAAAGUGCUCAUUGAGCUUGAAAGACAAUGGUGUGCUCGUGGUGAAAGAAAAUAUCACAACUUCAAAUAAUAUGGAAAUUGAUAAGGAAGACUCUUCCGUAACAAGACCAAUGAAAACCUUGAGGUCUUUAUUUGAAAAGGCUGAUCUUAUUUGUAUUAAGGAGCAACAGCAAACUAAAUUCCCACGCGGUUUAUACCCGGUUCAUAUGUUUGCCCUUAGACCAAGAAAUCAAUGAAUCAGUCAAUAAUGCGCAAUACAAAUCGAAUAUCUAA